UCAAGAGGAGAAGAAGAAAAAGCACGAGGAGAAGGGGACGGGAGUAGAAGAAGUACAUUAGGUUGAAAGAGAGGAAGCCUGGGCAGGUCUUUGAGUGUUGGAUUGGGAAGAUGUUCAGAAAUCAGUACGAUACAGACGUGACCACAUGGAGCCCCGCGGGGCGGCUCUUUCAGGUGGAAUACGCAAUGGAGGCCGUGAAGCAAGGGUCCGCCGCCAUUGGUCUCCGAUCGAAAACCCACGUGGUGUUGGCUAGCGUCAACAAGGCCAAUUCGGAGCUCUCCUCUCACCAGAAGAAGAUCUUCAAGGUCGAUGAUCACAUCGGUGUUGCUAUUGCCGGCCUCACCGCCGAUGGGAGAGUCCUCUCCAGGUACCUUCGAUCCGAAUGCAUCAAUUACAGUUUCGCUUACGAGUCUCCUCUUCCCGUGGGAAGACUGGUCGUUCAACUUGCCGACAAGGCCCAGGUUUGCACACAGCGUUCUUGGAAACGGCCAUAUGGUGUGGGUUUGCUGGUUGCUGGGUUGGAUGAAUCUGGUGCUCACCUAUACUAUAACUGCCCAAGUGGGAACUACUUUGAAUACCAGGCUUUUGCCAUUGGAUCCCGCUCUCAAGCUGCAAAGACUUAUUUGGAGCGCAAGUUCGAGACUUUCAUGAGCUCGUCUCGGGAAGAUCUGAUCAAGGAUGCAUUAUUUGCAAUCAAGGAAACAUUACAAGGUGAGAAGCUUACCAGCGCUAUCUGCACUAUUGCCGUGCUUGGAGUAGGGGAGCCUUUCCACAUAAUGGAUCAGAAAACUAUACAAGAAUUGAUUGAAUCGUCUGAAGUGAAGGAGGAUGAGCCUGUAGCUGACCAGGGCACAGCUAUGCAGGAAGACCGGAGCCCAGAAGCAGCCCCCAUGGAUAUUUGAUGGUGCAAUUUAGUAGCAGUGUGGCCUCUGCGCUAAAAUGGGAAGUCCAAAGACAAUGGUGAUGAGAUGAUGUCAUUGACAUCUAGUCCUACCGAUUCUGUUGUUGCAUUUCGUUGCUCUUUAUCUUGUGUCAAUUUUUUAUGCUAUCAUCCUUUGAAACAUUAUUUUGCA
This is a messenger RNA of Telopea speciosissima, 1073 nucleotides long. RefSeq names its product proteasome subunit alpha type-1-B-like. The record is from RefSeq and is a predicted model, not a curated record. Gene Ontology annotation, biological process: ubiquitin-dependent protein catabolic process. Bases 111 to 902 code for a protein of 263 amino acids. Lineage: Eukaryota; Viridiplantae; Streptophyta; Magnoliopsida; Proteales; Proteaceae. The transcript is spliced from 2 exons. Gene Ontology annotation, cellular component: proteasome core complex; proteasome core complex, alpha-subunit complex.